Staurois parvus is the source of this 516-nucleotide messenger RNA. Lineage: Eukaryota; Metazoa; Chordata; Amphibia; Anura; Ranidae. The record is from the annotation of a GenBank genome assembly.
AAGCCGGCCCUCGGUGGCGUCUCCUGUGUGGAGUCCUCUGACAGCCGGCACUCGGUCCACGUCUCCUGUGUGUGGAGUCCUCUGACAGCCGGCACUCGAAGAUACCACAUCCACCGCCACCCCCUUCCACCUGUGUCCACCUAUGCCAUGUCCACCGUCACCCCCCCCUCUGUCCAAGUAAUACGACGUCCACAGCCACCCCUCUGUCCAAGUAUACCACGUCCACCGCCACCCCUCUGUCCACCUAUGCCAUGUCCACCGUCACCCCCUCUGUCCAAGUAUACGACGUCCACAGCCACCCCUCUGUCCAAAUAUACGACGUCCACAGCCACCCCUCUGUCCAAGUAUACCACAUCCACCGCCACCCCACCUCUGUCCAAGUAUACCACAUCCACCGCCACCCCUCUGUCCACCUAUGCCAUGUCCACCGUCACCCCUCUGUCCAAGUAUAUACGACGUCCACAGCCACCCCUCUGUCCAAGUAUACCAUAUCCACCGCCACCCCUCUGUUUUAAG